Haliotis rubra (blacklip abalone) is the source of this 660-nucleotide messenger RNA. Its product is annotated as collagen alpha-2(IV) chain-like. The transcript has a single exon. Lineage: Eukaryota; Metazoa; Mollusca; Gastropoda; Lepetellida; Haliotidae. Bases 1 to 660 code for a protein of 219 amino acids. The record is from RefSeq and is a predicted model, not a curated record.
AUGAAGGCUGUUCUCCUCGUUUUACUGGCCGUCGCCGUGACAACAAACGCUCAAAUAGGGCUCUUUAACCGGUAUAAUCGCUUUGGCGGCCUUUUAGGACGUGGAGGAGCCCGUGGCUUUGGAAACUUUGGCAGAUUCAACAACUUGGGUAAUUUCGGUUUCCUUGGCUUCCCAGGAACCGGGUCAGUAGCGGGCUUCGGAUUCGGCUUUCCAACAACUGGUAGGACCGUCAACGGUUUCAAUAAUUUCCAGCCGGGUCUGAGUGGUUUCCAAGGAUUUCCAACCUUCUCCGGUUUCACCGGUUCCAACAACGGAUUCACCGGUUUCAACAACGGACUCAAUGGAUUCAACGGGCUGGCCGGACUGAACGGAUUCAGCGGGCUGAACGGACUGAACGGAUUCAGCGGACUGAACGGGCUGAAUGGACUGAACGGAUUCAGCGGAUUCAACGGGCUGAACGGAUUCACCGGAUUUAACGAUCUGAACGGAUUCAACGGGGUGAACGGACUCAACGGACUCAACGGACUCAACGGAGUUAACGGAUUCAGUGGGUUCACCGGAUUGAACGGAUUCAGCGGAUUUCCAAACAAUGGUUUUACAUUCCCAGCGGCAACCAGUACCGGAAGUGGAUCAGGAACAGGAGACAGCGUCACUGGGUAG